GCGGCCCGCGGUCGGUGGUGGCCGCUACGGUGCUGACAAGAUGGCGGCUGGCGGGGCUGUUGCUGCGGCGCCCGAGUGCCGGCUUCUACCCUAUGCGCUACACAAGUGGAGCUCCUUCUCCUCCACCUACCUUCCUGAGAACAUUUUAGUGGAUAAACCAAAUGACCAAUCUUCAAGGUGGUCUUCAGAGAGCAACUACCCUCCCCAGUACUUGGUUCUGAAGCUUGAAAGGCCUGCUAUAGUCCAGAAUAUAACAUUUGGAAAGUAUGAGAAAACUCACGUCUGUAAUUUGAAAAAAUUUAAAGUCUUUGGCGGAAUGAAUGAAGAAAACAUGACAGAGCUAUUAUCCAGUGGCUUAAAGAAUGAUUAUAACAAAGAAACAUUCACCUUGAAGCAUAAAAUUGAUGAACAAAUGUUCCCUUGUCGAUUCAUUAAAAUAGUUCCACUCUUAUCCUGGGGACCCAGCUUUAACUUUAGCAUCUGGUAUGUUGAACUUAGUGGCAUUGAUGAUCCCGAUGUAGUACAACCUUGUCUCAACUGGUAUAGCAAGUACCGUGAACAGGAAGCCAUUCGCCUUUGCCUAAAACACUUUAGACAACACAACUAUACAGAAGCCUUUGAAUCACUGCAAAAGAAAACCAAGAUUGCCUUGGAACAUCCUAUGUUAACAGAUCUUCAUGAUAAGCUGGUGUUGAAGGGUGAUUUUGAUGCUUGUGAAGAGCUGAUUGAAAAAGCUGUAAAUGAUGGCUUGUUCAAUCAGUAUAUCAGUCAACAGGAAUAUAAGCCACGAUGGAGUCAAAUCAUUCCCAAAAGCACCAAAGGUGAUGGAGAAGAUAACCGACCAGGAAUGAGAGGAGGCCAUCAGAUGGUUAUUGAUGUUCAAACAGAGACCGUUUAUUUGUUUGGUGGCUGGGAUGGAACACAAGAUCUUGCUGACUUCUGGGCGUACAGUGUGAAGGAGAACCAGUGGACAUGUAUCUCUAGAGACACUGAGAAAGAGAAUGGUCCUAGUGCCAGAUCGUGUCAUAAAAUGUGUAUUGACAUUCAACGAAGGCAAAUCUACACGUUGGGCCGUUAUUUGGAUUCCUCUGUGAGGAACAGCAAAUCUCUGAAGAGCGACUUUUAUCGCUAUGACAUUGACACUAACACAUGGAUGUUACUCAGUGAGGAUACCGCUGCUGACGGAGGGCCGAAGAAGUUGGUGUUUGAUCAUCAGAUGUGUAUGGACUCCGAAAAACAUAUGAUCUACACCUUUGGUGGUAGAAUUUUGACGUGUAAUGGCAGCGUAGACGACAGCAGAGCCAGUGAACCACAAUUCAGUGGGUUGUUUGCUUUCAACUGUCAAUGUCAGACCUGGAAGCUUCUUCGAGAGGACUCCUGUAAUGCUGGGCCUGAGGAUAUCCAGUCUCGGAUAGGACACUGCAUGCUCUUUCACUCGAAAAAUCGUUGCUUAUAUGUAUUUGGUGGCCAGCGAUCGAAGACCUAUUUGAAUGAUUUCUUUAGUUACGACGUGGACUCUGAUCACGUAGACAUAAUAUCAGAUGGCACCAAGAAAGACUCUGGAAUGGUUCCAAUGACGGGAUUCACACAGAGAGCAACCAUUGAUCCAGAACUGAAUGAAAUACAUGUCCUAUCUGGACUCAGCAAAGAUAAGGAAAAGAGAGAAGAGAAUGUCAGAAAUUCAUUCUGGAUUUAUGACAUUGUGAGGAAUAGUUGGUCUUGUGUCUAUAAAAAUGAUCAGGCUGCAAAGGAUAAUCCAACUAAAAGUCUUCAGGAGGAAGAACCAUGUCCAAGAUUUGCCCAUCAGCUUGUAUAUGAUGAGUUACACAAGGUUCAUUAUUUAUUCGGUGGGAAUCCAGGAAAAUCUUGCUCCCCAAAAAUGAGAUUGGAUGACUUCUGGUCACUGAAGUUGUGUAGGCCUUCAAAAGAUUACUUACUGAGGCACUGCAAGUACCUCAUAAGAAAACACAGGUUUGAAGAAAAGGCCCAAAUGGAUCCUCUUAGUGCACUGAAAUACUUACAAAACGAUCUUUAUAUAACUGUGGAUCAUUCAGACCCAGAAGAGACAAAAGAGUUUCAGCUGCUCGCUUCAGCUCUAUUCAAAUCUGGCUCAGAUUUUACAGCUCUAGGCUUUUCGGAUGUGGAUCACACCUAUGCUCAGAGAACUCAGCUCUUUGACACCUUGGUAAAUUUCUUUCCUGACAGUAUGACUCCUCCUAAAGGCAACCUGGUAGACCUCAUCACACUGUAACUGAAGAGUCACUGGCCGGAAAUGGAGAACAGGAGUCUGCUUUCAGUAUUCUGGAUUUCAACUCUCUUGACCGACACUUAGGCUGCAGUGAUUGAGGACUGCACCAGAAUUUUGAAGGGACCUUUACCAUCACAAGUUCUAACCCUCUUUCGUCAUACCUGACCUCAACCCCAUUCUCCUCAUCCCAUUCCUCAAUUAGGUUAAUAAUAAAGUGAAAUUGGUGUACUUUCCAUUUAAAUAUAUAUAUUUUUUACUUUAACUUUUAAGAAUUAAUGAGUAUAAAAAUAAUAAUCAGGUAGUUUACCCUUUCCUGAUUUUUAUUUCAUUUUUAUAAAAUUAGGGCAAGUAAGCACUAUUAACAGACUCAGUGCUGCAAGAAUUGGGAUUUCGUUGUUUGGCCUUUCUUCUUCCCAUUUCACUUUACCUUGCAUCACACAACUGCUUACAUGUGGUGUCACUUGUUUACCUCUUCACUUCAUUCUUAAUAGUAUGUAGUUCUGUAUGGCAAUUGAUGUAUGUUAAAGUGAUAAAUAUGUGUCUCUGUUGACUAGAGUCUUGUAUUACAUUAAGCAAUAGGAGGAACAGAAGGCUCAAAUUUACGCUCCUUGUCAUAGAACUGAAAAAUGAAAUCCAGGAUUGGUCCAAGCACGUAUCUGAGAUUGGCAUAUAGUAUUUCUAUAAUGGAUAUUAUAAUAGCUUUGAGUCACAGAAACCUUAAACUGAGAACUGGGUAUAGUGCAGAACCUUUAAGAGCCAUUAUAAAAGUUACCAGCAGGAGGAUUCUGGGGGUGAUUGAUAUGUUUAUUGAUAUCUUUGUAGUAAUUUUGAAAGAAAAUGACUUUUUCCUCUGGUAGAGCUGUGCAGAACCAAGCCUUCUGUUACUUUCUUGUGCUAUCAAUUUGUAGCAUUUUCAUUUGGGAGGGUGGGUUUCCAGAACUCUGCUUUUGUUAAUUUCCAUAUAUACUGGCUCCCUACAUCUCCUUCUGCCUACUGAUAUUUUAAAUAAUGGUGUAUAGUUGUCCAAAUGAAUACAGCUGACAGGCAUUUCAUUAAGCACAUGGACCAGGCUUUUUUAAAGGAGGAAAAAGAAAAAUAAUGGUGCAAAUACUUUUUCAUUAAAACUAAAAAAAAAAGGAAAAAAAGGAAAAUGGGUUUUUCCACUUUUUUGUGGGGUGGUGGAGCUGUAUAUUAUUCCAUGAGGUGCUAUGGAAUGCAGUAUGGGAAACCUACACCUGGCCAGUGCUUACAUUCACUCAAAAAGUGUUCUGUGUUCAACUGAUACCACCAUGCUUAAAGCAUACUAUGUAUAAUGAAUGUCCAUCAGUCCAGUGGCUCUUAAAAGUGAAUGACUUGAUGGAAUUCAGUAUGUCCCUGAGUAGCAAGAUAGGUGUCACCAAAGAAGAAAUUGACUUGCACUUUUGAAAAGUCUCAUGUAUGGGAAUGAGACUUUGUGAUCCAUCUUCAGUCUAUAUUGCGUAGUUUUACUCCUUUCAGGGAAGGGCAGAAAUAUAUUUUUCCUAGUUCUAGACUUGAGUCUUGGGCUCCUCAGCUUCCAAGCUUUCCAAAGCAUUCAGUAGUGAUUUAUUAAACAAUUACAUCUGUACCUUACCUUGUGAAAAUAGAGUGUAUCAUUUAGUAGAUACCAAAUUGUGUAGCUACAGAAUAACCGACUUUUUCCAGGUGAGCACAUAGGAUGUACUUACAUACUUGUGCAGUUUCAUAAAAUGACUCCCCUGAGUGACAGAGCAGAACAUAAAAUAUUAAUGCACUAAUAUGGCAGUCAACUGAAUCUUGUUUUGUGAAAAUAAGUACAAAUCAAAGAAUUGAUGGGGAAGAACUUGUGUUUCUAAAUUUAAAACCUCAAGCUUUGCUCUCUGUGAAUUUUGGCACUUUAAACACAUUAACCAAAUGAAAUUCUGCUGCCCUCCACCAUUUAUUUUUGUAGGGCUUUGUCAUUUUUUUUCAUUUAUUUAGACUCCACGUUUGGAGGAAACUUGGUUCCUGAACUCACUGAUUUUUUGUUGUUCUUGUUUUCCCUUGACAGUAGUAGUAGUGUGUGUGUAUAUGUUUUACAUAUGCUUGUUUUAGUUUUUUCUUAUUACUUUAUUAGAUGUGGAACUUUUCCUCUUUUCAUUUCUGAAUUUUUCUUUCACUAACAUACUUAAAUGGGGUGGAAACAUAGCGAACUAUUCAGUGCUGCUUAAGAGAUGAUAUGGAGGUGAUUAUUGACUAGGCGAGUCAGAAUUUGUACCGUGGAGCUUGCACUGCUGGUAACGACUGUAGCAGAACACGGGGCUUCAUUCUGCCGAUGCCCAGCACCGACACACCGCUCACAUUGCACAUCCCCGCCUUGAAACUUACCUGGAGACUGAACGAGGAGCUCCCUUUGUGUCCAGGAAUUCCAGCAGCAUGUUUAAUUUAAAUCAUCUUAAUUUGGUAUUUAGAUACGUUGUUUAGAUAGGCAAGUAGCUAUGUUUUACUAUUUUAAAAAUCUGUUAUUUUAUCUCAAAUUGAAACACCUGGCUUGUGCUAGUUAGUGGGACACAGUUUGCUCAGUUUCAUUAUCCCUUGCUUCAACUUCAUUUCCAUUUUGUUCCCCUGCCCCCAGUGGAAUAUAUUAUUCUAUAAUAUAUUAUUAUAAUAAAUAUUUUAUUAAAACUAGAAGUAAACUAGAUCUCUAACAUCGUCAAUUCUUGUACUUCAUGAGAAAUUAUCUGAUUUACCAGGGACUUGUAAAAUUGAUUUGCGUUUUGUGGAAUGACACAGACCUCCUGUGGACAGCUUGAUUAAUUCAACUGUAUUGAUUUCUUACUCAAGCAAAGGAAUUUAGACUUGGGUGCCUAACUGCACUAAAGCUGAGAGUAUUAACCUUUAGCAAGAUCAUCUUUUUAAACCUGGUUUUCAUUUACACUAAAACUGGCCCAUCCUUGUCUAGUAAGUAAAACUGAUAGAGACCAUUAGAAAGUUCGUUUUGGCUUGCGGGGCUUAGAGCUCAGCGAUUUGUUUAAGAUUGUAAACUCUUCUUGGGUGAAAUGUGUGUAUUGAAUAAAAGUGUUUGCCAGCUUAUCCUUCCAGUGGACCUUUUCACACCUGCCUUAAAAAUGCUACUUAGAACUACAUGAACAGUUUCAUCUAAUAAAGUUUUAAAAUUUAACCUAUAUCAUUUAAUCAUUUAUUGAGAGCUGGAAAAUGAUGCUUAAUUGAUGAAAAAGCACUUAGAAAGGAAUAUGUUCCUGAUUUCAUUCUCCAAAUCAUACUAGUUUCAUGGUAAUAACAUGAGAAGUUACUCUGUAAUUAUUCUUACCACCAUAUGAAAUUCACUGGGUAAUUGUGGGUCAUUGCUUAUUUCCUGAGAGAAUGUGUUAACUCUUCAUCUGGUUGAAGGCUGCAAAG
Messenger RNA from Phyllostomus discolor (pale spear-nosed bat), 5644 nucleotides. RefSeq names its product muskelin 1 (gene MKLN1). Gene Ontology annotation, molecular function: protein binding. The transcript has 18 exons. Gene Ontology annotation, cellular component: cytoplasm. The record is from RefSeq and is a predicted model, not a curated record. NCBI's taxonomy places the organism in Eukaryota, Metazoa, Chordata, Mammalia, Chiroptera, Phyllostomidae. The coding region runs from base 41 to 2251 and encodes 736 amino acids.